GCGCCCGCAAUUGAACCUACAACGCACAACGAGACUCAACGUGGCCGUGAAGGUGGACGCUCAUUGUUAUACAGUUGCGAUUCCGCGUUCGAGCGCUGCUACUAUAAUACAAUGGACCACGCACACAUGGGUCAUGGUGAUAUGGACAUGGGUGAAGGGCAGUGCUCCAUGAACAUGCUCUUCACAUGGUCCUCGAAGAAUCUAUGUAUUAUUUUUCCGCAAUGGAGAGUAACGGGCACGCACUCUUUUAUCUUAUCCCUGCUUGCCAUCGUCCUCCUCACCGCAGGCUAUGAAUGCGUACGCGAAAUCAGCAGACGAUAUGAGCAGAUCCACAAGGCUCGCAUGGCUGCGUACAGCACCAGUGCUUCGAGCGAAGACACACAAGUCAACGAAUCAAACUCAUUGCUCGUCGUAGGGAGAGAGUCCAAGGCAGCGGCAGAACGUCAAGGCACCAUUAUCAAGGCAGCCCUGUAUGCUGUACAGGUGUUCUACAGCUUCUUCAUCAUGCUUCUGUUCAUGACCUACAACGGUUGGGUCAUGCUGGCCGUGGCUGUUGGUGCCUUCAUUGGGUAUCUCACCUUCGGCGAUAAUCUCACAUCAACCAAAUCGGUCGCUUGUCAUUGAGACCUUUCCAAGACGGCAAUAUUGCGGCUAUACUUCCUCGUCAUCAAGGUCGUCGCCAAAACCGAAGCUGAACCCAGAUUGUUCUCCACCGGUUUCUUCCUUAGAGACCACCUCCUCCCACUUUCUUUUUUUGUUGGCAGAGUCCUCCAGGGCUGCCGCUAGUUCAGGGUGCUUCUGGUGUAGCCGCUCCAUGAAGAGCCCACAAGGGUCCGUGAUGCUCUCCUUGAAACCGGAGACUUGAUUGGCUUUGUGUUUGAGGAACCUGUACGUGGCGCCAACGUGAGACGUCGGCACGAAGUUCUGGGUUAUGGCGAUUGCCGGGUCGAGGUUAACUACCAGGUGCCACCAACCAGAUGGCACAUGCAAAACCUCGCCCUCGCGGCAGAUACCCUCCAAACAACCGGGUGUGCUCCUUGCUUCAGCAUGGAAAGACAUCAGCCACUCCGCAAUGCUUAAGGGAGAUGUAACUUCGCUCUGGUCCUCACUCAUAUAGACGCCAGGCGGGAGCACAGAAGCAGGAAACAUGACCCAAUAUUUCGAGCCCCGGAUAACCGCAUUCCAGGCACUGGUCGCAUUUGGAUCUUUAUGGAACGUGCUUCCACUCCGCUCCGGACCAAUAAUUAACCACCUGUGGUCUGGUCUCUGUUCUCCCAGCAGUUGAAACAAAUCCUCUUGGAAUGCUUGCGCUGCUUCAUAGUCUCCGUUCUUUCCCACUUCCAAACCCAUCUUCUCCACGAAGCCACGAUCGAAAAGGUACAAUGGACUUUCAUCUUUCGUACUGUUCAUGUAAUCCACAUAGGUUCUGAAAGGCCAGUCCACGGCUUCGGCGCGAAAAGGGACAUCUGCAUACUCCUCGAGCAGAGUUUGUAGGUUCCACUUCUUGUAUACCGGCCAUUGCUUCACCGGAGAUGUUAAGAUAAAGGGACGAUCGGACCAUGACUCGUUGAACUCUGCAAGAGAUAAGUCCUGCAUGCGUGGAAUCUGGGUGUGAGAGGGAAUAUUUGAAACAUAAGGUGAGAGGGAGAUCUGGGAACAGAGAAAUGGACGAUGCAAUGCGUCAGAGAAGAGAUGUCUGCAGUCCACUUUUGCAAGGCUGGCUGAAGGCAGCCGUCUCAAGGAUGACCGCCAACUUCCACGCCAUGAGAAAUCCUCAGUCAUAUUAUUGACGGCAAGAUCUCUCCAUAACUGAUCAAAGGAACAGUAGGCGUACAGACCGCGACAUGUGCUUCCCAGGUUGACCAAGCUUAACUGGUCGAGGAAUUCCAAAAGUGUUAGCAGGAAAGCAUCUGGCAGCAUGCCGAACAAGCCCAUGGCGGCCUGCACAUUUUCUUGGGAUGUUAGAGCAUUCCCCGAUGGGCGGACCCCUAGAGGGUGUUGGUCUGUAGGGGUCUCGGACAGAUCUUGUUCGUCAUCGGCGAUUUGCCCCUCGGUUGGCAGGUCCGGGGUAGGACCCUCCGCAUAGAUCGGUAUCUCCGGCUGUCUACCGGUCUGGGUGGUUGUGGUUGCGAUCAUCUAACCGAUACAUAAUAAGAAACAAGUCUGGAAAGCGACCGAAAGUGAACGAGGCUGGGACACGUGACCGGACUCAAGGCUCACUUGAUCUGGAGGAGAGCUUCCGAGAGGCGUCUAGAACAAGCAAUUGGUUGGAUAAUCACCGAGUAGAGAACGUCAGGUUGGACAUCAGACAAAAUGAAUUGCGCCACUGUGGAAAAAGAUGGACAAGGCUGGACUAUCAAAAGAGCGAUAUCAAGAGGAUUUUAUGCGGCGUUAGUGGCGUUGAAUUACAAAGCCAGUGAAAAGUUGG
Molecule: messenger RNA, 2428 nt
Organism: Exophiala dermatitidis NIH/UT8656
Lineage: Eukaryota; Fungi; Ascomycota; Eurotiomycetes; Chaetothyriales; Herpotrichiellaceae
Exons: 4
Coding region: 112-624 (170 amino acids)
Biological process (GO): copper ion transmembrane transport
Cellular component (GO): membrane
Molecular function (GO): copper ion transmembrane transporter activity
Source: RefSeq, a predicted model, not a curated record